AUGACCUCUGGAAACUAUACGGACCGUGUCUACAACGCUGAUGAUGAUAGUAUUAAGAACAUGUACUUAUAUCCGCCCUCAGGCUUGGUGAUUGAUCUCAAGGAGCAAGCGCGCAAUGUGGAUGCGGGGCGUCCACUAGUCUCACUAGUUUGCGAUCGUGACGAGUACCCCGACGGGGGCACCCCGAUCGUGUUACCGAUCAUUCCCAUGAACGUGGCGCGUAAUAUGGUAGAAUAA
Molecule: messenger RNA, 237 nt
Organism: Penicillium maclennaniae
Lineage: Eukaryota; Fungi; Ascomycota; Eurotiomycetes; Eurotiales; Aspergillaceae
Exons: 2
Coding region: 1-237 (78 amino acids)
Source: RefSeq, a predicted model, not a curated record